This is a messenger RNA of Oreochromis niloticus (Nile tilapia), 1115 nucleotides long. RefSeq names its product arylamine N-acetyltransferase, pineal gland isozyme NAT-10. Gene Ontology annotation, molecular function: arylamine N-acetyltransferase activity. The record is from RefSeq and is a predicted model, not a curated record. The transcript has a single exon. The coding region runs from base 171 to 1028 and encodes 285 amino acids. NCBI's taxonomy places the organism in Eukaryota, Metazoa, Chordata, Actinopteri, Cichliformes, Cichlidae.
GCAUUGUACUUUGAACUUCCUUGAAUACGCCAUAUUGUUCACAGCCGGACAAAAACACAAAGUGAAACACGGGAAUAAACCUGCUUUAAACUCCUCGGUGUAUUUUACUGCGCUUAAUUUAAAGUGGAAAUGUGUUCAAGUUUAUAGCAACGCCAUAACCAGAAGCGAAAAUGACUUCCGUGGAAAUGGACUUGGGGAAGUAUUUGGCUCGCAUCGGGUUUACGGGUCCCGCGGAGCCCAGCUUGGAGGUGCUGCGGAGGUUGCACACCUGCCACCUCUUGUCGGUGCCGUUUGAGGACCUCACGGUGCACAGCGGGGGUCGAGUCCAGCUCGACCUCCCCCUUCUGUACGACAAGAUCGUGAACCAUCGCCGAGGAGGCUUCUGCUAUGAGAACAACAGCCUCUUUCGCUGGAUGCUGACCAAACUGGGCUUCCAGGUGACUAUACUCUCAGGCCAGGUGAAGAACAGGUUCACGGGUUGCUACGGGCCACCUUUCGACCAUUUCAUCCUACUGGUUGAACUUGAGGGCCGGCGAUGGCUGUGUGACGUCGGGUUCGGGGUUCCCGGUUUCAGUGUCCCGCUGUCACUGGACACUGAAGACCCCCAGGAGCAGGGCCACCGAGUGUACCGGAUCAGGAAGGACCUGGAGAUGCACUUUGUGGAGUGGCAAGAGGAAGAAAACAGAGUGGAUGGAGACUGGAAAGAGAUCUACAAGUUCACCCUUGAACAUCGGAGUCUGGAGGACUUCCAGAAGAUGUGCCAAUACCACCAGGCCUCCCCCAGCUCCAUCUUCUUCUGCAAGUCCCUCUGCACUGUUCUCAGACCUGACGGGAGGCUCACCUACAUUGGCCACAGGUUGAUCACCACCACAUUUCCAACAGAAGAGAACGGGCAUGUGGUGGAAACCAUCACAGAACUUAAAAAUGAAGAGAUUCCUGGUGUUCUAAAGGAAAAAUUUGGAAUUGUACUUAAUUCCACGCUCAUAGCGAAGGAUGAGAAAAUCACACCACCUCAAAUCACAUAUUAAACACACGCCCAGUUAUAUGGGAUAAAUGCAUACUUCUUAUGGCUCCAUAGCAACAAAAUGUAUGAAUACUCUUAAGAUUAGGUCCAA